Molecule: messenger RNA, 1664 nt
Organism: Juglans microcarpa x Juglans regia
Lineage: Eukaryota; Viridiplantae; Streptophyta; Magnoliopsida; Fagales; Juglandaceae
Product: TBC1 domain family member 13-like
Exons: 9
Coding region: 128-1492 (454 amino acids)
Biological process (GO): activation of GTPase activity; intracellular protein transport
Molecular function (GO): GTPase activator activity
Source: RefSeq, a predicted model, not a curated record
GACGUGGCUCCUCUACUCUCGUCUCUAUCUCGACUGUGAAAGCCCUCAGCAGAAUUCCGCAAGAAGAUUUCCUCUGCUCCCGGGAAUUCCAAAUUUCUGUAGGCAUUGCAGUUCUAAGAAUUUAACAAUGGUGAACAAGCGCUUGCCCGACUGGCUCAACAGCUCGCUCUGGUCCUCCACUCCUUCUCUCGAAGACGACGAGCGCCUCUCUCGCCACUCCACCACCACUACCACCACCAUUUCCUAUUCCCCCGCCGUGGAACCCACAUUAGAUCCUCCAACCCCCCCGACCCCUCCCUCUCCCACCAGAGUAGAUCCUGAGAAGCCGCCCGAAACCAAAGAUUCUCCCUCCAACGAUAGUCAUAGUAGCGAUCUCAGUUACAAUGACAUCUCCGAAGAAGUCGACUUCUCCACCGUCGACAUUUCUCGCCAGUCUCAGCUCCUCGCCGAGAUAUCGAAGAAAGUGAUAAACAUACGAGACUUGCGAAGAAUCUCAUCACAGGGUAUACCGGAUAUCCCUGGGAUUCGUUCCAUGGUUUGGAAGCUCUUGCUGGGCUAUCUGCCGCCAGAUCGUGGGCUUUGGUCAUCAGAAUUAGCUAAGAGGAGGUUGCAGUACAAGCAAUUUAAAGAGGAGCUUUUGAUGAAUCCUUCAGAAAUCACAUGGAGGUUGGAUAAAACGAGAAGUUGUGACAAAGGCGACUCAAAAAGUGAAAGCAGGGGCUUGCUCUCAAGAUCAGAAAUUACCCAUGGGGAGCAUCCUUUGAGUCUUGGAAAGACCAGCAUAUGGAACCAAUUCUUUCAGGACACGGAGAUUAUAGAACAGAUUGACCGAGAUGUGAAGCGCACCCAUCCAGGCAUGCACUUUUUCUCAGGGGACUCUCAAUUCGCAGAAUGUAAUCAGGAGGCUUUAAAGAACAUAUUAAUCAUAUUUGCAAAGUUAAAUCCAGGCAUAAAAUAUGUUCAAGGAAUGAAUGAGAUUUUGGCUCCUCUAUUCUAUAUAUUCAGAAAUGACCCUGAAGAGGAAUAUGCAGCCUCUGCUGAAGCAGACACAUUCUUUUGUUUUGUUGAGUUAUUAAGCGGAUUCCGUGACCACUUCUGUCAGCAACUUGAUAAUAGUGUUGUGGGAAUCCGUUCCACGAUUACAAAAUUGUCACAGCUUCUUAAGGAGCAUGAUGAGGAGUUGUGGCGUCAUCUUGAGGUCACAACCAAAGUCAACCCCCAAUUUUAUGCAUUUAGGUGGAUUACUCUCCUCUUGACGCAGGAAUUCAAUUUUUCCGACAGCCUUCACAUUUGGGACACACUUCUAAGUGACCCUGAAGGUCCUCAGGAAACCCUUCUUCGGAUAUGCUGUGCUAUGCUGAUCCUCAUACGGCGGCGCCUUCUAGCAGGUGAUUUCACAUCGAAUCUCAAACUGCUCCAAAACUAUCCCCCAACAAACAUCAGUCAUUUGCUCUAUGUUGCCAACACGUUGCGAGUACAAUCCAUAGGCUAAUUUUCUAAGCCACUCUUGAUUUUCCCUCUCUUUUUUCUUGUGUUCACAAUUUAAGGUUUGUGAAUUCCCGAUGUAAGUGUUGAUCAAAAGUAAAUAAAUGAUAGGCAGCUCAGGGAUGACAUCCGUUGUUUCUGUUUUUUCUUCUUGCUAGAAAUUCAUUGCUACCUUAAUA